This is a messenger RNA of Neopsephotus bourkii (Bourke's parrot), 4570 nucleotides long. It is a transcript of the gene GPT2, whose product is annotated as glutamic--pyruvic transaminase 2. The transcript is spliced from 11 exons. The record is from RefSeq and is a predicted model, not a curated record. NCBI's taxonomy places the organism in Eukaryota, Metazoa, Chordata, Aves, Psittaciformes, Psittacidae. Gene Ontology annotation, biological process: biosynthetic process. Bases 278 to 1939 code for a protein of 553 amino acids. Gene Ontology annotation, molecular function: L-alanine:2-oxoglutarate transaminase activity; pyridoxal phosphate binding.
CAGCUGCAGCUGCAGCUCGGGCGCUAUGGUCUGCAGCGCUGGGCUGAUGCAAUAGCUGGAUCUGCGGUUACGGCGGCGGCACCGCAGCACUGCGGGAUCGGCUGUCUGUACUGCGACCAAGUUUGUGGGAUCUGAACAUGGGGAGAUCGAGCGUGUUGGCGUGACUGCCGGCUCCUCGCGUUCCUCUGACCGCUUUCCUCGCCUGCCCCGAUUACAGACCGCACCGACCAGAGGCACCGGCAUCCUCAGCCGCGCGUGGGAAGCUACCCGAAGGGCUAUGCAUCGGUUUGUGCUGGCCGCCAGGCAAGCGGCCGCAAGCGUAGGCUGCCGGAACGCGGGGAGCGGUGGGAAGAGCACGGCUCUGAGAUGCGCCACUUCGCUGGCGGCCGACCGGCCCCCGCGGGGUCCCCGGCUCCCGCGGCCGGCGCGGGAGGGGACGGUGCGCUGGAGCAGCGCUGCCAAGGCCUCUGCUGCGAAGAUCAGUGAGAAGGCGAGCAGGGAGAAGAUACUGACGCUGGAGUCCAUGAACCCGCUGGUGAAGGCGCUGGAGUACGCGGUGCGAGGGCCCAUCGUGCUGAAAGCCGGCGAGAUCGAGAACGAGCUGCGGAAGGGAAUCAAAAAACCUUUUACUGAGGUAAUUAAAGCCAACAUUGGAGAUGCACAUGCAAUGGGACAGAGGCCAAUCACCUUCCUCCGUCAGGUAGUAGCACUGUGUACAUACCCAAACCUGUUGGACAGCCCAAGUUUUCCAGAAGAUGCCAAAAAGCGAGCCAGACGGAUCUUGCAGGGUUGUGGAGGAAACAGCUUAGGAUCUUACACUGCCACUCCAGGCAUAAAUUGUAUCCGUGAAGAUGUUGCUUCAUAUAUUGAAAGAAGAGAUGGAGGGGUUCCUGCAGAUCCAGAUAACAUAUAUCUUACCACUGGGGCAAGUGAUGGUAUUACUACCAUUUUAAAGAUCCUGGUCUCAGGAGGUGGAAAAUCCCGAACAGGGGUGAUGAUCCCUAUACCACAGUAUCCCUUAUAUUCAGCAGCCAUAUCUGAUCUAGAUGCUAUCCAGGUGAACUACUAUUUGGAUGAAGAAAAUUGCUGGGCGCUAGAUGUGAAUGAACUUCGCCGUUCCUUGAAGGAAGCUAAGGCCUACUGCAAUCCGAAAGUCCUCUGCAUCAUCAACCCUGGAAAUCCCACAGGACAGGUGCAAAACAGAAAGAGCACUGAAGAUGUGAUACACUUUGCUUGGGAAGAGAAACUUUUUCUUCUGGCUGAUGAGGUUUACCAGGACAAUGUGUACUCUGAAGGAUGCCAGUUUCAUUCUUUCAAAAAGAUUCUCUAUGAGAUGGGACCCGAGUACUAUAACAAUGUUGAGCUGGCCUCUUUUCACUCCACCUCUAAGGGAUACAUGGGCGAGUGUGGCUACAGAGGAGGUUACAUGGAGGUCCUUAACUUGCACCCAGAAAUUAAAGGACAGCUUGUUAAGUUGCUUUCUGUUCGCCUUUGUCCUCCAGUCUCAGGACAAGCAGCAAUGGACGUUGUAGUGAAUCCUCCAAUACCAGGAGAAGAAUCUUAUUCACAGUUCAUAAAGGAGAAGGAGUCUGUUUUGAACAAUCUUGCCAAAAAAGCCAAACUAACAGAAGACAUGUUUAACAAGAUACCAGGAAUGCACUGCAAUCCACUUCAAGGAGCUAUGUAUGCUUUCCCACGAAUCUUUAUUCCUUCCAAAGCCGUUGAGGAAGCUAAGGCUCAUACAAUGGCACCUGAUAUGUUCUAUUGCAUGAAACUUCUGGAAGAGACUGGAAUAUGUGUUGUACCUGGAAGUGGAUUUGGCCAAAGAGAAGGAAGUUAUCAUUUCAGAAUGACCAUUCUUCCUCCAGCAGAGAAGCUGAAGAUUCUACUGGAGAAAAUGAAAGACUUCCACAUAAAGUUUCUUGAAAAAUAUGCAUGAAACUACUGUGGCUUUUUCUCCUCAUUCCCCCCUGCCGCCUUCAAGGUGAAUAUAGAAAAUGAGCAAAGAUGUGCUGAAAGUGUGCUGUUCAUCUGAUUUAACUGAAUUCAAAAUAGGUAGAACCAAUCUCCAAUACUGCUACAACCUAUUGGACUAUUGAAUUUAAUGUCUGGUAUGGAAGGUGUUGUUACACCUUUUUUUUUUUUUUUAAGGGGAAGGGAAGGAUGUGAAGAAAGCGGUGAGAAGAAAUAGUUAGUAAAGGAUUUUGUGCCUUGAUUGGAAGCUAUAUUCAUGAACUUUUGACUCAAUAAGCUGGGGAAACAAGUUGCUCAUUAAAAAUGCUACUGUUGGGGGAUAACAAAACAAAUGUCAAGAGCAAUUGUUUAGCAAGGAACGUGUUUCUCAUCUUAAAAUUCUACUAAACAAAAAUUCAAAAUCCUACAUUAUAGGUAUUGUUUAAUUUUUUUUUUUGGGGGGGGGUGUGUUGUUAAAUAUGAAGUGUUCUCCAGAUCUGAUUAAGCAUGUAGGUACAGUGUGCUUAUUAAAAAAAAAUGUAAUCUUUGGCAGAUGUGUGCAGAUACCUUUGAACUUCUGUUAAAAGAAAUCCUGCCAUUGCAGCGUAAUCUGGUUGGAACAUACAGUUCUGAUCAGAGGAGUGAACAUGGUGUCUCCUUGAACCCUAUUUUUAUGAAACUGAAACACAAUGAGGAAUAAUAGCUUCUUGUUCAUGCUGUGCAACACGCUAUUCCAGCAUAAGAUAAGAACACUGAACACUUCCUUUCUUAACAACUCCAUGGGUCUCCUGUUAGCUCAUAUUACAUGGAACACAGUAAGAUGCUGUUUCAAAGCAGAUGCGAGUACUGUCAGUCCUUUCAAGUAGGGUGAAAUAUAACACUAUUUCAGAAUUGCUUUAUCUAUGGAGAACAUUUGCUUGGAAGCACAAGAGAUCUGUUAGCUGGCCAAAAUCCUGCUCAAAUGGCAAGGACUAACAAAUGUUCUUUAGCAGGAGGAAGGCUGGGAGGAAGGCUGGGGGUGCUUUCUAAUGACAGAAAAAGGUAUUUAAAGGAAAGUGUCCUGCACCAAGCAUAAAGAUAGCAAUAGUUCAUCUCACACUUGAAUCUUCCACAGUCAUACUUCUGGCUGAUGACCCUGAGUGCUCAUUAAAACCCAGUAUUAAAAAACAGGUCACCAUCUAGGAGUACAGCUGUAUUACUCUAGUAAUCUGUGCUGGUUUGUCUGCACAAGAAAAGACAGCUUCUGUUUCUCUGGAUUUGGAAGCUGAACACCUUCUUCUAGCACUGAUAAAGGACUGAAGGAUCAUAGCUUCUGGUAUUCAGCCGUUAAAGUAUUAGUAUUUGUCAGGCUUAGGCUCAGCAUUUACGAUGUUUACUCAUUAAGAAUGUCUCAUUUAAUCUAGUCAUUAUUUUUAAGUUAUUAUUUAGAAGUAAACUCAUUUUUAUGUCUACUAGCACUUUGUUAGGCUGCCUUUGUAGCUGGCUGAACUUCCUAUGCUGAUCCAGGUUACUAAAGCCAAGGGCUAGAGAAUCACCAUAGGGAUAAAGCCUGUGCCAAUCUCUUAUGUGUGGAAGACAAGAGAUGUUGCCAGUAAUUGUCCUGGCAACACCAACUACUUCUCUACAACAUAGCUGGUAUACUUCUCACAGGUUUUUACUGAAGUCUGUGAGAACAAUUUAGUACUUCUUAAUAACCUACCAGUAGUCCCAGGUUCAUAAAUGAAAAUGGCGCACUGCGACGCAAAGUUACUAUGGAGGCAUAGAGAAAAAAUUAUCCUUGUAGAAAUGGACUUCUUGUAGGGCAGCAGAAUGAGAACACUUACGUUGCUACUAUCCAUUGAUAAAUACAGCCUUUUAUCUGUUAGUGCUCUCCACAUCCUUAAUAGGCACUAAUAAAUUAAGAAAGCAGAACCAUUCUAAGAGGUCAGAAUAUUGAUGUAAAAUAAGGCAAACAGCACAUUCCUGUUGUAGGAAUGUGUCCAAAUCAGAUCUGGCUUUGGAUAUGUCAUGCAGUGUAGAUUGAAGCUAAGAUCUAACAACAGGAGUUAGAAUAUUUUUUUUAUAUUUUUGUAAUUGCAGCUUUUUCAUGGGGGUAGUAUUUGUAAUCUUAUAAGUCAACAGAUUUUAUAUUUGCCUUGCAUUUGCACCUGAUACUUCUGGAAAAAAUGUAAAGGUUUACAAGUUUCUAAUAAUUUACAAGUGUGGAAGGCUUUUUGUUUUAAGUUGGGACAGCAAUUCUUACAGUUUUAAAUCAAAAUAUAAUGGCAUAAACGAAGUUUUUUCUAAAGAUUCUAUGAUUGUGCCUUUUAUGUUUCUGACAUUAUAAGGGAUAACUAUUUGUUCUUGAUGUAUCUCAUAUGGAAGGGUGGUGAUUUCUAUUAUCCAUCUACAAUAUUUGUAUGUACUGUGAUAAGGUUUAUGUACGUUUUUGUGGAACAAUCCUGUAAAGCUAAGAAAAGAUGCUUAUUUUCAAUGUCUCUGAAAUAUUUCGUUAUUAACAGACAAUGCUGACUUUCAAAUGCAUGCUUCUAAGUUUGAUUCUCCUACAGGUGCUCCUCAUAAUGGUAGUUCAGAUGGUUGAGACUUCCAAAUAAUAAAGCACAUGUUAAAACAAAAA